Messenger RNA from Lottia gigantea (owl limpet), 743 nucleotides. RefSeq lists its product as hypothetical. The record is from RefSeq and is a predicted model, not a curated record. Lineage: Eukaryota; Metazoa; Mollusca; Gastropoda; Lottiidae. The transcript has 3 exons. Bases 1 to 375 code for a protein of 124 amino acids. Gene Ontology annotation, biological process: regulation of microtubule polymerization or depolymerization.
AUGAAAAAGAAGAACACCGAAAGAGAAGAAGCAUCAGUAGAGGAUAUUAGAGAGAGACUGUUACAGGCUGAGAGACGCCGCAAACAAUUGGAGGACGAAAGAAUUGUUAAGGUCAGGAAAAUGAUGAAGACAGAAUCUCCUGAAACUGUCCAGGCUUACAUAGCCGAAAGGAAAGCACUGGAAGAUAUCCAAACUAAAAAGAUGGAAGAUGCCGUUGCCUCCAGACAAUUGCGAUUGCGCAGCAUACGAGAUAGAAUGAGAGAAAAGGACAACCAUGCAAGGUCUGUGAGGCAACGGAGGCUUGUAAGCCUGGACAGUAUGGGUGAGGCACCCAGAGAAGAACGGCAAUACUCAUUCUACACAAGCAACGAGUAAUUUCACCCAUCAUAUUCUCGAUGUCUUUCGAUUAAUGUCAUAAAGAUCAGUUGGAAGACUUAAUCUUUGUAUUGAACUUGGAACCUUGAUACACAAGCUGUUAUUUGCCUAUAGAAUGUCUAUCAAACGAUCUUCCUUUUACAUUUUGUACAAAAAUGGCUAUAAAUUUAGCAUUGUUGUGAGAAUAUAUUGUGUAUAGUUUAGGUUAUGUUUGUCAUAUAAAUUUAGAAUGAUGAUUGAAAGUAUGGUAAUGGGUGAAUGAAGGGUGUUGUGAGAAUAUAUUGUGUAUAGUUUAGGUUAUGGUUGUUAUAUAAAUUUAGAAUGAUGAUUGAAAGUAUGGUACUGGGUGAAUGAAGGGUGUUGUGAGA